AUGAGUGGUGGUUCACAAAUUCUUCGUAAUAUUAAUUAUCGCGAUGAUAUUGGACCGGUAGAGCUUUUAAUAGUAAUCUACAAGGAAUGCUUUAGUGCUGCCAUUCCACGAACUUAUUUUGCCGGUGUUCAGCGCAGUGUUUUUGCGCCACGGCCGCGAUGUGGCCCACACAAACUGCGUGAAUCACUGCCUCUCAUAUUGUUUCUACGCAAUCGUCUAAAAUAUGCACUGACAUACAAUGAGGCACGUAUGAUUUGCAAGCAGCGCCUGAUCAAAGUCGAUGGCAAAGUACGCACUGAUAUGCAUGUCAUCAGGAUUGAUAAAACGGAUGAGACUUUCCGCCUGCUGUACGAUUCUAAAGGACGUUAUGCAACUCAUCGCAUCACGGAGAACGAAGGGAAGUUCAAGCUGUGUAAAGUUGUGAAAAAAGCUGUUGGCCCAAAAGGAGUACCUUUUGUAGUUACACACGAUGCUCGAACUAUCCGUUAUCCCGAUCCACAUAUUAAAGGCAAUGUAUGCAUGGUAACUGGUGGCAGGAAUAUGGGCCGUGUUGGUAUUGUCGGCCAUCGUGAGAAGCAUCCAGGAUCAUUCGAUAUUGUGCACGUGAAAGAUGCUGUAGGACACAGUUUUGCUACUCGGCUCAACAACGUGUUUAUCAUUGGUAGAGGGCCGAAAGCGAUGGUCAGUUUGCCGGGGCCGACGAAGGGUGUUCGCUUGACGAUUGCCGAGGAGCGGGAUCGCCGGUUGGCCCAGAAGCGAGCCAUCUGA
Molecule: messenger RNA, 768 nt
Organism: Gongylonema pulchrum
Lineage: Eukaryota; Metazoa; Nematoda; Chromadorea; Rhabditida; Gongylonematidae
Source: the annotation of a GenBank genome assembly